Molecule: messenger RNA, 1998 nt
Organism: Paramuricea clavata
Lineage: Eukaryota; Metazoa; Cnidaria; Anthozoa; Malacalcyonacea; Plexauridae
Source: the annotation of a GenBank genome assembly
AUGCAAGUGUUUCCAUCAGCUUUAAAAGAGAAUAUAAAAUUUUCAAGAUACACUGGUGAUGAUGAUUCUACCACCGAGGCUCAUAUAAGGCAGAAAGUUUCAUAUGGUGUUGAAAAACUGAGUGAUGUUGUACACACAAAAAGGUCAUUAGCAACCAGACUUUAUAACUUGAGUCAACGAGGCAAAUUUCAAAAUAGUUCGGUCUUAUCACAGAAAGUUAUUAAUUAUUUAGUUAAAUGUUUUUCUUAUGGCAUAGCUCAAAACAAGGGGAAUUCCAAGAAAAUUCAAAGUGCAAUCAGAAAUGUUGUACCACAUGCAUUUGGAAAACAUGAUUAUUGUGACACAACUUGGUGUCAUUACAAGGAAGACCCUGGAAAAUACAAGCACAAAUCUCUUCCUUAUGGUAAGGAUCUAUACGGUGACAAGUUGGAAGCUGCCCUACAGCAAAUAUUUAAAGACUACAGUACAGAUAUUGUAGCAGAAAAGUUAGCCCCUCUAACCAACUCACAACGAAAUGAAUCGUUAAAUGGUGUUAUUGGCUCAAAGAACCCAAAAAUACGGUUUUAUGGAGGGAGUGAAAGUAGCGAUUUUCGUGUUGCCUGUGGGGUUGCACAAACCAACCUAAGGUAUGGCUAUAUCAACAAAACUUUGCAAGCUUUAAAUAUUGAGCCUGGAAGAUUUUGUGAACAAUUUAAUGAAAGGAUGACCCAGAAACUAAAUCAUGAUAAAUCUAGAAAGUCAACUGUAGAUUUUAAACGUAGAAGGUCACACAUGCAGUCUCGAGCAGUAGCAAGUACUUCACAAAAAGAGGCAAAAGAGGGAAUAACAUACCAAACUUCAGUUGGCUUGAACCUUGAUCCUAAUUCAAAUGUCAACACUACACUAACCCCAAUAAGUAGCAUGAAGAUCAAUCUGCAAAGAAUGCCAGACAAUGUUUUCAAGGAAAUUGAAAAUUUAGUCCCGCCACAUACUUCUCGUCCACAAGCAGAAAAAUGUCAGUUCAAUGAAAUGAAACAUUAUAAUUUUUUGGUCUUUGACAUUGAAACAAAUGCUAUGGGUAAAUCAGCAGAAGUUUGCCAAAUUGCAGUGACAGAUAAAUCUGGUUCAAACACACUUUCUCAGUACAUUUUACCAACAACAGAUAUAGAUUUUCAUGCUUCUAAAGUUAAUAAGCUUCAAGUUGUUAAUGCAAACGGCCAAAAAGUGCUUCUGAAAAGUGGACAAAUGCUACCUACAGUGGAAUUACAUGUAGCCUUAGACAGAUUUUUGACCUUUGUAUCUGAGACAAUUGAUCAAGCAAAAGCAAAAACACAGCAAGAUGUACAUACCAUUCUCAUAGGACAUAACGUUUCCAUAUUUGACGUUCCAAUUCUUUUACGACAUGCUGGAGAACAAUUUGCAUCACAUUUACAGUCGUUGGAUGUAUGGUUUGCCGACUCGAUCCCAUUAUUUAAAAAUCUCACGAAAGCCGAGUAUCCCUUGCUAAAGAAUGGAGACGGUUCGUUCCCAAAAAUCAACCAGUCAUCCAUUUACGAAUCCUUGUUCAACGAGUCUUUUCUCGCACACGAUGCAUUAGAGGAUGUUAUCGCUCUCAAAAGAAUUCUUUUCUCUUCAAAGCUAAAGUUGCCAACAAAAUCUAUUGUUGAAAAUUCAUGUCCAGUAAGCGUACGCCAUGCAGUCGACGAUAUGAAAUAUCUUGAUCACCGCCAUAACCUCGUGCAAUCAUUCCAGGGCAAACUAUUCAACACGAAUGCACACAACCCAUCAGUUAUAACAAAAGGAAUGGUUGAAAAAAUCGCUGGGAGUGGUUUAUCCUACACGGAUCUUGAGAAAACCUAUCGUAAAUUCGGCCAAGACGGUUUAUUUGCCCUGCUUUCGAAGCCUCCAUCCUCAGCAAGUACUUCGGCUCCCAAGACGACGCCAAGAGUAACUCGAACCGAUCGAAUUCUCGCAGCAAUCGUACAGCAUUUUAAAGAUACCGUUCAAAUUACAGCGUGA